AAUGUUCUCCCUUGUAUGUGACUUUUUUUUUCUUUUGUUCACCCUAAGUAACCAGCAACAUGACAAUUUCCGAAGAUGAACAACCACGGCAGCAGCAGCAAUCAACAGAAAGCCAGCCGUUGCUUCAAGAGCCAACUCCAGAAAACACGGCACACAAACCACCGCCGUCGAGGACGAUAUUUUGGAAACUCUACGCACUGGUGUUCUGUAUCAACAUUGCAUUCCAGAUCUUGAUACCUGCUCAAACAGAGGUCUUUGAAAACAUCUACUGUAAACAGUGGUACCAUAAACAUCCCAGGCCGGACCUGCCCGCCCAUGGCCCGGUCCCGGAGUCCUUCUGCAAGAUCAGUCCCGUUCAAACCCAAGUGUCGUCGCUGAAAGGAUGGUUGGAGGUCUCCCAGGCUGUCCCUGGCCUACUAUUGAGCAUACCCAUUGGGGUCCUUGCAGACAGGAUUGGCCGGCGGCACAUUUUCAUAGCGAACGCGUCGUCCAUUUUCUUGAUGCAAGUAUGGAUUACGGCGGUCACCUGGCUAGACGGUCGGUUCCCUCUUCGGACUGUCUGGCUAUCGGGUGCAUUUGGCCUCUUCACUGGAGGUACGAUAGUCACGGAGAUGCUCUUCGUUUGCAUUCUGUCAGACAUCAGUCCCGAAGGCCGACUCGCAGAUGCAUUCUUUCGAGCGACAUCCUUUUCCUAUCUCGGGAGGAUGCUGGGCCCUUUCGUCGCAGGCAUCUUGAUGCGAUGGAGUCCGUGGUAUCCCGUGUACCUGGGUCUCGGAAUCCUGGGGUUCACCAUAAUUGUGGUCUUGUCGUUACCGGAGACACUGCACUUGCAAAAUCACAACGACGAGGCGGAAGAGACGACGUCGGAACAUGAAGAAGGGCCGCAGACGACGACAACACCACCAGCACCGCCAAAGAGGGGUGGAUUUUCCUUUGCUGAUUCGCAAAUGUCUAUCCGUAGAGUGUUGAAGAUUUGGAGUGACUGGCGGUUGGUGUUUGUGGCAUUGACAUUGCCGUUCAAGAUCAUAUACUACGCCUUGAACGACCUGGUCCAGCGAUACGUGUCCGACAGAUACGGCUGGACUCUGGCCAACGCUACCCUCCUUUACUCUAUUCAGGCGGCGGCGACAACCGUGAUGCUGUUGACGAUCCUCCCUCUGAUGUCCAACUAUAUCGACAGCCGCUUCUCAAUCAGUGUCCUACAGAAGAAUGUGGUCAUGACCAGGGCAUCGUUGUUCGUACUCGCACUGGCUUAUGCAGUUACAGGGCUUGCACCAAACCCGAUCAUCAUGGUCAUCGGCAUGUUUAUCGAAACGCUCUCGACCGGUCUUCCUGCGACCAUGCGAGCUCUCGCUGCGGCUUUGGUCAGCAACCAGGACAAGGGGACUGUCUUCUCCGUCAUGGCUGUGGCAGAAACUCUCAGCACUAUGAUGGCCUACCCUGUCACCGCCAUGUUAUUUAACAUUGGCUUGGAGCACGGCGGAGGGGCAUGGUUAGGCCUGCCUUAUGACUUUGUUUCCGUGGCAGCCGCUUUUGCUGGCAUCAUUAUGUGCCUGCUGCGAUUUGAGAGACCUGUGAGGAUUCCAUAGUAUGGCAUGAAGCCUAAUGGUGACAUUGUGACUACCCAAAAAUAUACAGGAGAAAUCACG
This is a messenger RNA of Exophiala oligosperma, 1649 nucleotides long. RefSeq lists its product as uncharacterized. Gene Ontology annotation, molecular function: transmembrane transporter activity. NCBI's taxonomy places the organism in Eukaryota, Fungi, Ascomycota, Eurotiomycetes, Chaetothyriales, Herpotrichiellaceae. Bases 60 to 1589 code for a protein of 509 amino acids. The record is from RefSeq and is a predicted model, not a curated record. Gene Ontology annotation, cellular component: membrane. The transcript has a single exon. Gene Ontology annotation, biological process: transmembrane transport.